UAAUUCAGUUCAAUCCGGACCUUAAAAGCCAGCUAAAUGGAGCCCAAGAUGUCGGGAAAGAGCUUUCGCGUGAGCGAUGGUGACUGGAUUUGCCCAGAUAAAAAGUGUGGAAAUGUGAACUUUGCUAGGAGAACAAACUGUAACAGAUGUGGUAGAGAAAAAACAACAGAAGCCAAAAUGAUGAAGGCAGGAGGCACAGAAAUAGGGAAGACGCUUGCUGAAAAGAGUCGUGGUCUCUUCAGCGCUAACGACUGGCAGUGUAAAACUUGCGGUAAUGUGAAUUGGGCCCGAAGGUCAGAAUGUAAUAUGUGUAACACUCCCAAAUAUGCUAAGCUGGAGGAAAGAACAGGAUAUGGGGGAGGAUUUAAUGAGAGAGAGAAUGUAGAGUAUAUUGAGCGUGAAGAAUCUGAUGGUGAAUAUGAUGAGUUUGGCCGUAAGAAGAAAAAAUACCGUGGAAAGACUGUCGGGGCUACAUCUAUUCUAAAAGACAAGGAGAAGGAGCAAGCGGGGGAAGAGAAUGAUGAAGAAGAUGAGGAUGAUGAAGACGACGAGGAGGGUGACCUUUCAAAAUACAAACUUGAUGAUGAUGAGGAUGAUGAAGAGGAUGAUGACGAAGAUGCAGACCUUUCCAAAUACGACCUGGAUGCCAGCGAUGAUGACGCAAAGCAGGAGGCGAAGAAGAACAGCCGCUCGGACUCCUCGCGGUCUUCCUCCCGUUCCUCUCGCUCCAGCUCGCGGUCCAGGUCCAGGUCCCGAUCACGAAGCUCCUCCAGCUCCAGAUCAAGGACUCGCUCAAGUUCCAGAGAUCGUGCGCGAUCACGCAGGUCGAAAUCCAGAUCCAGCUCCAGGUCUCGCAAGGGGUCUUCAUCUCCAAGGAAGAGAUCUCGCUCGAGUUCUCCAUCCUCAUCCUCCCCUGAGAGAGGCAAGAAACGAAGCCGUUCCAGAUCAUCCUCAUCUGGCGAGAGAAAAAAAAGACGUUCAAGAUCUCGUUCGUCAGAAAGACGGCGCGGAUCAUCCUCUGGAUCCUCACACUCUGGCUCCCAGUCAUCAAGUUCAAAAAAGAAAUAAGUUCAAAUCAACCAUUUUUAAAACUGGUAGAUUUAAGGCAAAAGUGCAUGGUGUGUUUUAAAGAUACAGGUGAACUAUUGAUUCUGUUUAUAGCUAAACUGUCUUACCUGGCAGUAUGUGCUGAAUAUUCUUUUUUUGACUACAUAAGUGGCAUGUUUGUCCAGGCUUUCUUAGAAAAAACUGCUUGUUAUGCUGUUAUCCGUCUACUCAGUAAUGUUUUAAGCCAUAUCCCACACACUUCUUUUUUAAGGAUCCUGUUUUGCUUUGCUAUCUUCUCAUAGCUCCAUAUUUUUGUGUUACUAAAAGCAUAGGGAAAUAAAGCUAAACAGUACUUCUGUUAAUAUUUUGGUUUUCUCUGUGGCCUAAAUUAAAGUGGCAUGCAUUCUGCCUAUAUGUUUAAUAGUACCAAUAAGAAAUUUAACAUUCAAUCUUUUAAAUCGUUAGUAGCCAGAGUACUGCAAUUUCAAAGUCACAUGUCACAAAACACCAGGGCUAUUGCAUCUAAAUUUCUGUGGUCUUUUGGUACUCUUAGUGACCAAUUAGUAAAUUAUUCCACCUUUGGUCAUCAUUAAAUUUAAAUUCUGUGGAAUUUUAACCUGGGAAUCCAUUUUCUGGAACUUUAGUCUUCAUAUUGUAUGAGUUCUUAAAGGUAAGUAUUUUUUAUUUACUUUGAAAUUUUGGCAUUCAAGCAAAUGAACUGUGAAUCCCACUUUUGAAUUUCUGGAGCCAUCAAAUAAAAUAAAGCAACUCACACUCUUAUUAGUAUUUAAUAAACCUGGUAUGUUUAUGAUUCUGAGACACAUUAAAAAUGUGACAAAUGGUAUGGGUCCCAGAGGUUUUGUUGCAUUUUUAAUACUGCUCAGAGUAUUUUCUUCUUUUUCCCUGGAAAUAAGUAAUAGGACUGUGAAUAUUAAAUGUAAUUCCAAAUAAAAUGUAGUACAGCUAAUAUUGAGUAAGUGCAGUCUCUAUUUUAACUUGGUACUUUUUUGUUCUUUGAUUUCCACCAAGGUCUAAUUUAGUGGGCCAGAAGGCUUUCUGUAACGUGAGGCCAUUUAAUUUGGUUGGUUUACCCCUAUAUUUUGUAACUGCAGUCACUGUAUUUUGUGUUUGGGUAAUGCUAAAUUGCAGAUGUCUUUUUUUUUUGAAUGACAGCAGUAAUAGAAUAUGAAUUAACUUAGUUUUUCAGUUCAUCGAAUUAAAGUGGAAUUGUAAGCAAAAUGUAAAUAAAAUCUGUCAGCAAUCGUG
Molecule: messenger RNA, 2313 nt
Organism: Lepisosteus oculatus (spotted gar)
Lineage: Eukaryota; Metazoa; Chordata; Actinopteri; Semionotiformes; Lepisosteidae
Gene: zranb2
Product: zinc finger, RAN-binding domain containing 2
Biological process (GO): RNA processing
Molecular function (GO): lipopolysaccharide binding; RNA binding
Source: RefSeq, a predicted model, not a curated record